AUAAAGCCCAUCAGUGCCCCUGCAGUGGUUGCCACCACUGCCCCCAUGGUUUCUGCCACUACUGCUGUUACGAAUGCUUUGGAGGAUCCAAGCAGAAGCAGCAAAAUAUCAGAAGCAUCCCGUGUUCUAAACACGAUGCUGACUAACUAUGACAACAAGCUGCGCCCUGGCAUUGGUGUGAGGCCCACCGUGGUCAAAGUUGAGAUGUUUGUCAGGAGCCUGGGCCCUAUUUCCAUCAUGGACAUGGAAUACACCAUUGACAUUGUCUUACAUCAGAGUUGGUAUGACGAACGCCUUCGUUACAAUACGACCUUUGACAGCUUUGUCCUGAGUGGUGAUAUGGUGAGCCUCGUGUGGGUCCCGGACACCUUCUUCAAGAAUUCUAAGAAUAUCGCAGAUUAUAAGAUGAGCCUGCCCAACCAGAUGGUCCGCAUCUACGGGAAUGGCAAUGUGCUAUAUGGGUUUAGGAUGUCCAUUAUCGCGAGAUGUUCACUCCACAUGCUCAAAUUUCCAAUGGAUUCUCACUCUUGCCCUCUGUCUUUCUCUAGCUUUUCCUAUCCUGUGACUGAGCUCAUAUACAAGUUGGAGCAUUUCAAUAUUGAAAUGGAUGAGACGAACACCUGGAAACUUUUCCAGUUUGACUUUACUGGAAUGAGCAACAAAACUGAAGUUGUCUCCACCCCUGCUGGUAACUACAUGGUUAUGACGUUUUUCUUCAAUAUGAGUAGGCAGUUUGGCUAUAUUGCCGUUCAAAACUAUGUUCCUUCUUCUGUGACUACUAUGCUGUCUUGGGUUUCCUUUUGGAUCCAGAGAGACUCUGCUCCAGCCAGGACCUCUUUAGGGAUCACCUCCGUACUCACCAUGACUACUUUGGGCACUAUUUCUCGGAAGAAUUUCCCUCGCGUCUCCUAUAUCACGAUCCUGGACUUCUAUAUCGCCAUCUGCUUCGUCUUCUGCUUCUGUGCUCUGUUGGAGUUUGCCAUCCUCAACUUCCUGACCUACAAUUACAAGAAGACCCAUGCUUCUCCGAUCCUGCGCUAUCCUCCUGUCAGCAGCGCCCGUGCCCGUGCUCUUGCCCGCGCCCGUGCCCGCCAGCAGGAGGAGGUGUUUGUGUGUGAGGUUGUCACCUCUGAGGGAAAUGAUGGAGAGGAACACGUGUCUUGCUCGCUGCAGGAGCUCCCCAGCCCAAGUGUCCCUGAGCCCCCCCGUGGAAGGUUCUCCGGAUGCCUCAAGCGUUUCAGGAAGUAUUUCUGCAUGGCCCCUGAGUGCGAGGGCUUUACCUGGCAGAAGGGGCGCCUGCGCAUCCACCUCUUCCGCCUGGAUAACUACUCACGAGUUGUUUUCCCGCUCGCCUUCUUCUUCUUCAAUGUGAUCUACUGGCUUGUUUGCCUUAACCUGUAGGUGCCAGUAGGUUCCUUGCAGGGCGCGGACUCCUCAGUUCCCCGGGAGGUCUCAAGCCCUUUUGCCAAGGGAGUUGGGGGACAGCGGCAGCAGCAGGAGCACCUAAGUGUUUUUCCUCCCUUGUUCUCCAAAUACAAGCCUGUGAAGAGUUUGUCUUUGGUAGCCCUCUCCCCAUGAGUCCCUUCCCUCGAUCUUCUCAGCACCCCCUUUCAAAGAACCGCACCCACCUCUAUUCCAGAAAGGCAUUCACCGUGCUCAGUCUUCAUGAUUGCAGGCUCUUAAUGAUCGGCUCCCUAAAACCCUGCCCACCUAUGAGCGGAUCGGCUCACUUGCAGCCAUGCUGACAAUCACUGCCUUUUUCCAACAAAAAAACCACGACUGCCUUUGUGAUGCUAUAGGCCCAGCUCAGGCCUCCACCUCAAAGUGCACAGACCAGCUAUUUUCCCUAUCCUGAUGCCUCCUUAAAGGGCUAGACAAGAGUACAGGAGGACCCCAUCCUAGUUUUUUCCCUACCCCCCCUCCACAUGCAGAUAGACAGGCACUGGUGUUAUCUCUUUAGGAGGAGAGGAGCCAGCAAGUGGGUCUUUUGGGGACAGCAUCCCUCCCUCUGCUGCUGUGACACCUCCCUCUCCCCCCCCUGCUUCCAUCUGCACCACCAGUUCAAUGCCCUGCAUCCAGUGGGUAUCUGUCUACUUUGGUGUGUGGUGAAGUAACUACCCCCUGCUUUGAUGCCCCCUCUUCCUCUCCCUUGACCCUUGUGAUUCUUGCUGUAACUUACCCCGUGACUUUCCCAGCCCUGGCCAGGUGUUAGGCUUUGGUAAUUUCCCGGGGGCCAAGAAAUGAAAGAAACUCUGCUUUGCAGUGGGCAUUACCCACCGUUCCUUGGUGCCCACCUUGGGCUCAGUCGGAGUUUGACAGCUUCCUUGGUUCCCGGACCCAAGAGCCAGUCCACUCUUAUUCUCGGGGUACUCACAAUUACAGCCA
Fukomys damarensis (Damara mole-rat) is the source of this 2385-nucleotide messenger RNA. RefSeq names its product gamma-aminobutyric acid type A receptor subunit epsilon (gene Gabre). NCBI's taxonomy places the organism in Eukaryota, Metazoa, Chordata, Mammalia, Rodentia, Bathyergidae. The transcript has 8 exons. Gene Ontology annotation, biological process: signal transduction; nervous system process; synaptic transmission, GABAergic. Gene Ontology annotation, molecular function: benzodiazepine receptor activity; GABA-gated chloride ion channel activity; transmitter-gated monoatomic ion channel activity involved in regulation of postsynaptic membrane potential. The coding region runs from base 46 to 1401 and encodes 451 amino acids. The record is from RefSeq and is a predicted model, not a curated record. Gene Ontology annotation, cellular component: dendrite membrane; neuron projection; synapse.